Molecule: messenger RNA, 2151 nt
Organism: Priceomyces carsonii
Lineage: Eukaryota; Fungi; Ascomycota; Pichiomycetes; Serinales; Debaryomycetaceae
Gene: CDC4
Product: SCF ubiquitin ligase complex subunit
Exons: 1
Coding region: 1-2151 (716 amino acids)
Molecular function (GO): protein binding
Source: RefSeq, a predicted model, not a curated record
AUGUCAACUAAUAAUAAUCCGCCGACGUACCCCUUGAAGGACGCAUCACCUGUUUUUGAUUUCAAAAUAGUUAAUCCAGCCAGCAAAUUAUCUGACACCUGGUUGCAGAGGGAAUACCAAAAGUUAUCAUUAAUAUCACCAGAACAGUCCUCUCGUGAAAAUAGAAAGAGAAUUAGAAAAGGAGAUGAAAUAAUUUCCGACGAAGAAAGAGACACGACGGAAUCCUGUGAUGAUAUGGCAAUCUCAGAUACAGAAUGCAAUAGCCAAGUAUCUAAUCAAAGUGCUAUCAUGUCUGGGCUAUCAAAUUCAAGAGAAAAUGGUUUGGUACAUCCUCCGAAGAGGAGGUUGACUUCUGUCAUGUCACCCAGCCUUCUUGAAGACGCGCAACAAGGAUUGGCAGUAACACAUUCAAGAACCCCAAAUGCCAUGAACUCACCUACGCAGACGCCUGUUUCGGACAUGGAAGAGCAGCCACAGCAAUUACCUCUUCCAUCACCAAGCGCAUCCCCGGUUCAAAGUACAAAGAAUAGUUUUUCAUUCGAUACCAUUGAAAAUCAACUUUCAAAUGUUCCCAGUACUCAAGCUGAAUUGCUUGAAAUGAUAGUAAACUUGUCUGGUUAUUUAAGUGACAAAAAUCAAAACCAUUUAAUUUUUCGGCUACUUCAAGGAAUUAAUAGAUCAUCAUUAAGCUCAAUAGGUGAUUUGAUACAGGGCAGCUUGAAGCGGGAUAUGAUAAGUAAUCUUCCACUUGAAAUAUCAUACAAGAUCUUAGAUCAACUUGAUUAUAGGACCUUGUUAUCCAUUUCGCUUGUUUGUACUAAUUGGUAUAAGAUCAUAAAUAACUCAAGCAUUUGGACAGGCUUACUUAAAAGGGAUAAAUUAAUGACUAAUGAAGCUAAGAUUGAAGAUGAGCUUAAUUCACCUAAUUUACUUAAAGACUGGAGCAUGUAUCCCGACGAUUCAAACAGAGCCCAAGUUCUCUAUAGGAAAAAAUGUACUAUAUUCAAUAGAUGGAUGGAUCCAAAAUUCGAACCAAAAAGAAUCAGUGUUGCCGGUAAUGGUAAUAAUGUUGUCACAUGCUUACAACACGAUGAAGACAAAAUAGUAACUGGUGUUGAUGAUAAGUUAAUCAGUAUAUACAGCACGAAAUCGGGAGAGCUAUUGAAAGUGUUAAAAGGACACGAAGGUGGCGUUUGGGCUUUGAAGUAUGUUGGAAACACCCUCGUUAGUGGAUCUACAGAUAGAACUGUGAGAAUCUGGAAUCUAAAGACCGGAAAAUGCACACAUGUUUUUAGAGGACAUACUUCGACAGUUAGGUGCCUUGACAUUUUACAACCGGUAAAAAUAGGUGAAGAUGAUAAUGGUGAUGAUAUAAUAUUUCCCGAGAAUCCCUUAUUAGUAACCGGUAGCAGAGAUCAUCAUGUACAUGUAUGGAAAUUGCCUCUCAUUGAUGAAGAUUAUGACGAGCCUCAGUUUGAUAGUGCCGAAGCUGCAAAUCCUUAUUUGAUGCACGUUUUAGAAGGUCAUACUCAAUCCGUAAGAACAGUAUCAGCUUAUGGUAACUUAAUUGUAUCCGGAUCGUAUGACACCACCGUUAGGGUGUGGGACUUAUUGGACAAUGGAAAAUGUAAGUACAUCCUCACUGGACACGGUGAUAGAAUUUAUUCAACUGCUAUAAACUUCAAAACUAUGAGGUGCUAUUCCGGAUCGAUGGACUCUACCAUAAACGUUUGGGAUAUGACGAAUGGCUCUUUACUUCAUACAUUGCAGGGACACACCUCUUUAGUUGGACUAUUAGAGUUAUCUGAUGAAUAUCUAGUUUCAGCAGCAGCAGAUGCGACCUUAAGAGUUUGGGAUCCGAAAACCGGUGAGCAAUAUAGUAAGUUAAAAGGGCACACAGGAGCAAUUACUUGCUUCCAGCAUGACAGUCUUCGUAUUGUCAGUGGAAGUGAAGGAAUGCUAAAGCUUUGGGAUAUUAAAAAUGGAAAAUUUAUUCGAGAUUUGUUAGCCGACAUCAGUGGUAAUAUAUGGCAAGUUCGUUUUGAUGCCAACAGUUGUGUUGCAGCAGUCCAAAGGACGAAGAAUGAUGUUCAGGAAACAUUUAUCGAAAUAAUGGAUUUCAGCGUGCCACCAGCUCAUGAUACACAAUAA